GUGCAAAUUUAGUACAGUUUCUGUGUAUUUUGAAUUUAAUCCUCCCCUUCUAAGUAAUCAAUAUGUCUGAACAAAUCGAAAAGUUUAUGUUCACCUCCGAAUCCGUUGGUGAAGGUCACCCAGAUAAGAUCUGUGACCAAGUUUCCGACGCUAUUUUGGAUGCUUGUUUGGCUGCUGACCCUCUUUCCAAGGUUGCCUGUGAAACCGCUGCCAAGACCGGUAUGAUUAUGGUUUUCGGUGAAAUCACUACCAAGGCUCAAUUGGACUACCAAAAGAUUGUUAGAGACACCAUCAAGCACAUUGGUUACGACCACUCUGACAAGGGUUUCGACUACAAGACCUGUAACGUUCUUGUUGCCAUUGAACAACAAUCCCCAGAUAUUGCUCAAGGUUUACAUUACGAAAAGGCCCUUGAAGACUUGGGUGCUGGUGAUCAAGGUAUUAUGUUUGGUUAUGCUACUGAUGAAACUGACGAAAAGUUGCCUCUCACUCUUUUGUUGGCUCACAAGUUGAACGCUGAAUUGGCUUCUGCUAGAAGAUCUGGUGCUCUUGCCUGGUUGAGACCAGACACCAAGACCCAAGUCACCAUCGAAUACAAGAAGGAUGGUGGUGCUGUUGUUCCUCUUCGUGUUGACACCGUUGUUAUUUCUACUCAACAUGCUGAUGAAAUUUCUACUGAAGACCUUAGAGAACAAAUUCUUUCUCACGUUAUCAAGAAGGUUAUCCCAGCUCAUCUUUUGGAUGACAAGACCGUUUACCACAUUCAACCAUCUGGUAGAUUCGUUAUUGGUGGUCCACAAGGUGAUGCCGGUUUGACUGGUAGAAAGAUCAUUGUUGACACUUACGGUGGUUGGGGUGCUCACGGUGGUGGUGCUUUCUCCGGUAAGGAUUUCUCCAAGGUUGACAGAUCUGCUGCUUACGCUGCCAGAUGGGUUGCCAAGUCUCUUGUUAACGCUGGUCUUGCCAGACGUGCCCUUGUGCAAUUCUCCUACGCCAUUGGUGUUGCUGAACCAUUGUCCAUCUACGUUGACACCUACGGUACCUCCAAGUACUCUUCCGAUGAAUUGGUUGCCAUUGUCAGAAAGAACUUUGACUUGAGACCUGGUGUCAUUGUCAAGGAAUUGGACUUGGCCAGACCAAUCUACUUCAAGACUGCUUCCUACGGUCACUUCACUAACCAAGAAAACCCAUGGGAACAACCAAAGAAGUUGUCCUUCUAAGUUAGGGACAUGCCCAUAAUAAAGUGUGAAUGAUUAUACGUUCACACCUACUUAAUGAUUAAUGUAUUGACUCCAUUAGAUGUCUAUGGCCAACGCUCAACUCGUUGGCUUUAUUGUUAAUAUUUGAGAGAAGUUAUUUCUCCAAGUUCUUGUUAUUUUUUUUCUAUUUAUGUUGUUGAAAAGUUUUUAUAUGGUGAGGUUUUAAUUCCGUGUUAAUUAAGCUUUUAGUUUGUUUUUAUUGUUGAUUUGGAUAGAGUUUUGCAUUAAGGGGGUCCUCAACGGACCAUUAAGUUCAAUAUAGGUAUAUUACAUUGAAAAAA
This is a messenger RNA of [Candida] anglica, 1540 nucleotides long. Lineage: Eukaryota; Fungi; Ascomycota; Pichiomycetes; Serinales; Debaryomycetaceae. The record is from the annotation of a GenBank genome assembly.